Leptosia nina is the source of this 681-nucleotide messenger RNA. Lineage: Eukaryota; Metazoa; Arthropoda; Insecta; Lepidoptera; Pieridae. The record is from the annotation of a GenBank genome assembly.
AUGCGAGGUGGAAGUUCAGAAAGGUUGGUAGUGAGAGCCUCUCGUCGUAGGGGCGAAACCCGUGCCAAACUAACGAGGUAUAUAACGAUAUCUUUGGCAGCCGUGCUGGGGGGCGGGAGUUCAGCACUACUAUUUCUCGUCCCACUUUACGCAGACCCCGCGUUAAGUGCCUUGGCUGCAGAUUUCGAUCCGAUACCCGCAGAGUGCGUUACAGAACGAAGAGACGAUAGACUCGGCCUCGAUAAUUGUACGUGGGCGUCGUGCCGCGAGGGCUGCACUAGCGACGCGUACAAAUGUAUUCAACUACAUGUCAAAUAUAAAGCCCACUCCGACGACUGGCGUCCUGCGGUUCUCUACGUGAAUAUCAAAGGAUGCGGGUACCCUCCGGCCGUAAACUGCGAGAACUUCACGCUGAAUUAUGGUUACGUCGGGGCCAGGUACCCUUGUUAUUGGUCGCGCGCCGAUACAACCGUCGUGGUGCCCAAGUGGUCGAGGGGCGAGCAAGUUGCGAUGGUGACGAGAACCCUGGCUCUACCUUUGUUCUUGUCCGGAUGCGCCGGAAUCGGCUUGUGUGCCCUGCAUUGCGAUUGUCGUCCGAGAAGACGAAGACGUCCGCCACGGCGCCCUCCCCGCCUCCCGACGCUGUCUAUCGACGAUACGACAGUAUAUAGGCUAGCUUGA